GGUACUUUCUUUACCUGCCUUCCGAAACUUUUUUACCUAUCACUUUUAUACUGGGGACAAGUAAAUUCUAUAAUUCGCCACCGGAAAAAAUUUCUGUCAGUGUAUAGCCCAGCCUUAAUAAUAAUAAUAACUUACAAAACUGAUAUCUAAACAACCGAAACACGCAUUGUACAACACUGAGAGAUUCUCAAAUUAACUCAAUAAAAUAACAAUCAUUACUGCUAAAUUACUUAUUGUUUAUUGUGUCCAAGGAAGUGUUUUUAAUUUAAUAUAAAAAAAUUUUUUCCUUGCGUCACUUGAAAAAUUUUGAUUUUUGUUAUUUUCACGUAUUCACUGGAAGUACAAUUGUGAUCAGGAAUUCUACUCUUGCUGUCUUUUUUGAUAUAAACAUUUAAGGAAUACAAUAAUCAAAUUCUUAAUAGCGUAAAACUAAAAUGAAAUUAACCUGCGGAACAUAUAUUGUACAUAGUUUCUGUUUAUCAUUUAUUAUUGCGAAUGAAUUAGACUAUAAUCACUGGAUUCAUUUACGUUUAUAUCAUGCAUUGAAUAAUCAUGCUACACCCUAUUUCAUUGAAAGAGGAAACAUUACGAUCACUCAUGUUCGUAGUGGACAGUCAGUAAUUAAUCAAAGAGGAUUACAAUUAUCACAACUAUCUGAUUUAAAAACAAUUGCUGAUAAUAAUGAAAAAUAUCGACUAAAAAUAACUGCUCAUUCUUCGUUAGGCACUGAAACUACAUUUCUAACAUCCGUUCCAGCAUGCCAUUUAUUUGGAACUUCACUUGAAGAUAUUUUGAUACUUUGGCUCGAUAUGGCGGGAGAAAUAAUUUCUAUUACCCAAGUUUCACCAGGACCUUGCAUAAAAAGUUCACCUUCUUCUACUAUGUGGACGACUAGCGUACAAGUAAGAUUUCCGGAUAGUGGACUUAUGCCCGAUACUACCUCAUACAUGUACAAGCUGGAAAAAGAAAAAGAAGCAAGAGAACGUGGUGAAACAAAGGAUAGUCGUUCAUUCCUUGCUAAAUAUUGGAUGUACAUUGUACCAGCAUUAAUUUUUGUUGUACUCACAUCAGCUGCUAAUCCUGAUGGGGCAACAGGCAAUAGUGGAGUUAAUAAUCAACGAUGACCAUUAAAUUUGAACUGACUGCAAUAUUAGGACAUAUAAUAGAGUUAAUUUCAUAAUAACGAUUAUAUUCAUAUUCGUAAAUAAAUCCAAAGAACCAAAAGAUAA
Molecule: messenger RNA, 1229 nt
Organism: Chelonus insularis
Lineage: Eukaryota; Metazoa; Arthropoda; Insecta; Hymenoptera; Braconidae
Gene: EMC10
Product: ER membrane protein complex subunit 10
Exons: 4
Coding region: 435-1124 (229 amino acids)
Cellular component (GO): EMC complex
Source: RefSeq, a predicted model, not a curated record